GUGCAAGGCCCUCCUGGGCAGGAUGGUCAAGUAUUUGUUACGAGAAAAGGAGCGCCUGGAAUAGCUGGACGUCCGGGAUCGGAAGGAGCACCGGGUGAACGUGGACCACCUGGCAGAGAUGGUACAGAAGGAGCGGAAGGUGCACGUGGCCCCAAGGGACGUGACGGGAAACCAGGCAGAGAUGGUCUUCCAGGAAAGGCAAGUCCUUAAUUCCUUCAAUUUUCUUUUAAUUUUUAAAUAUUUCAAUUGUACGCCUAACUGCAAUUAA
Messenger RNA from Gongylonema pulchrum, 268 nucleotides. The record is from the annotation of a GenBank genome assembly. NCBI's taxonomy places the organism in Eukaryota, Metazoa, Nematoda, Chromadorea, Rhabditida, Gongylonematidae.